Pseudoliparis swirei is the source of this 5209-nucleotide messenger RNA. RefSeq names its product interleukin 16 (gene il16). Gene Ontology annotation, molecular function: CD4 receptor binding; cytokine activity. The transcript has 27 exons. The coding region runs from base 88 to 4812 and encodes 1574 amino acids. Lineage: Eukaryota; Metazoa; Chordata; Actinopteri; Perciformes; Liparidae. Gene Ontology annotation, biological process: leukocyte chemotaxis; induction of positive chemotaxis. The record is from RefSeq and is a predicted model, not a curated record.
CUGGAUUUGUGCCUGUCUGCCUGGAGUGGAUCCUCUGCAUCUCCAGUCGAAGCUGUAGAGACCGUCUGAAAGACAACAUGAUGGAUUAUGGCUUCGGGCCGGCUGGGAGGAGUGGGAUGCUUUUCCGAGCUCCAGCCGCACACACGUACACACCCGCUGACGGCCAUGCCUCAGAGAUACUCCCACCAGAGGAAGAGAACCAGCACAGCGGCUGCUAGGAGGAUGGAAAGGAGACACAGGGAGCAGGAGGAAAGCAGCAACAACAACGCAACCAGCAGCCACAAUCACCGCUCCAAGAAGCUGGCCAUGCUCUCCAGGUCCCUGAUCCUGUGUCACUCUAAAACUAACGAUGACUGCCUAGAAGAAAGUCGUGACACGUCAGAGAGAUGCAGGACAUGGAGCCCAGGCUGCAGGGCAGAUGUGACUGCUGGGGAUCAAACACAGUGCAGAGACGCAGCCCUGGAGAAGAGAGGAGGCACUGAGUCAGAUAACCAGCUGCAUCAUGCCGCCACACUUGGGGGGAACAGAAGGAGCACAAGGAGGUCCUUCAGCAUCAAGGAGAGUAGUAUCUGGAGGAUGUGUGUAGCCACAGGGCCCACUGAGGACGUGUGUGGACCACACAUGUCUGAUAACAGGAUCGAGACUGAGGACAAAGACACUAAUGUGGAGCCAGGGAAUGAAGGAAAACUACACAGCUUCCUGAGCCCAGACAAGAUGGCAACCUUUAAUGGACAGUUUCUAGACGGCAGUACUUGGAUGGCAGGGGAGAGGAUGAGGAGCAUUCCCAUUGAAGCCGACAGUGAGCAAACUCCUACAUGUCAGGACAUUCUACAUUCACAAAGUCUGACUGCAAACCAACCGCGUCCAGCUCUCAUCUCCCCAUCUGAACCUCAGUCAUUGCCUGGAUACACAGAUGUAGAACGUCUUUCCAACAACAACCACCUCAAGUUCUCUAUCGCAGAGGUGAAUGAAGCGAGGUGCUGCGACACGGAGGAGCCUGAGCAGAGCCCAUCAGGACAGAUGGCCAGCAACAGGACACGCUCCCACUCAACCAGUGUUCAUCCUUACUGGAUUGGGGAUCUGGACACCAUCAUCAUGAAGACCCCAAAACUGUACACCGCUCAUCCUAAUGGGAAUGCUGGUUUCUAUAGUAACAGGAAGUCUCUGUCCCAGCAGCUGGAGUUUCCUCACUCCACUCCACAACCUCGAUCUCUCAGCUCUGACCAGCUAGUACAUUCCUGCAGCAACAUGCAAGCCUUCAUCAUCUGUAAUGUUGUGCUAAUGAAGGGCCAUGGCAAGGGUCUAGGCUUCAGUAUAGUGGGCGGGAAGGACAGCAUGUAUGGACCAAUGGGAAUCUAUGUCAAGACCAUUUUCCCAGGAGGGGCAGCAGCUGCUGAUGGAAGGCUGCAGGAGGGUGAUGAGAUCUUGGAGCUGAAUGGAGAGUCACUACAUGGUCUGACUCACGAUGAAGCCCUACACAAGUUUAAACAAAUCAAAAAGGGCCUGCUGACUCUGGUGGUGAGGACAAGCCUGCGUGUCGGUGCCCUCUGUGGGCAGUCGCAGGUAGCCCAGCUAUGCAGGUCUCGCUCCCUCAGCUCCUCCACAGGCAUGUCCAGAACCAGUGCUGACAUGGGAGACUACAACUACCUGAACAACACCUGCAGUUACACACCAAGUGUCCCGGGUCCGCCAGCUGAGCCCAGAGACCGCAUCGUGGUGGAGAUCAUUCUGCAAAAAGAGGCUGGUGUUGGUCUGGGUAUUGGACUAUGCUGUGUUCCAUCUGGUGCCGGGUGCCCAGGGAUCUACAUCCACACCCUCUCUCCCGGAUCUGUGGCUCACAUGGAUGGAAGACUGCGAUGUGGAGAUGAGAUCAUGGAGAUGGACGACACUGUGGUUUACAACAUGCUGCUGAAUGAUGUCUACACAGUACUGAGCCAGUGCCCACCAGGGCCAGUACACGUAAUCAUCAGUCGACACCCCGACCCCAAAGUAUCAGAGCAGCAACUGAAUGAUGCUAUCGCUCAGGCAGUGGAAAACAGCAAACUGAGAAAGGAUAAGAGCCAGUGGAGCAUUGAUGGGCUAUGUCGACCGGAGUCUUGUUCUCACAGCCAGCUCGCAUGUGAACAUUGUCAAGAGAGGAGUUCCAGUCAGCUGAUGGAUCAACGAGCACAGAAGACCAUGAGCCGCUCCUGCAGCAACCACUCCAACGGUCACAACAACAACCACUGCCUCACCAUAUGCAGACCUCACCACACACACCAUAGCCCAUCAGUCCGCGUCCACAGCCUCGACACACCCACGUCUAUGAGAGAGAUGUGGUCCGACAACAGACUGUCAGUGCCUGUGUACCCUGAUGAAGACUAUAACCUCCCGUACAAAUCUGCUGCUGCCAGCCCGUCCAGUCAGCAGGCCCUGGAUCUGGCCUCAAGGGGCCACAAGUCCACCUGCAGGGUGCGUGCUGCUCCACAUCGGUAUUGCUGGCCUCAGGAUGUGACCAGUGAGGAGAGUUAUUAUGGAGACUCCAGCGGCUCCAGUAAAGGAUCCCCAGUUAGAGAUGAAGGACUGGAGUCAUCAUCACACACCGGCUGCCAGUUCUUCAGCAGUAUGUACAAGGCCUUGAAAAAGAUCCUGAGGUUACUUUUAAGGAAUCAGGAAGGAGAACGAAUAAGAGAAGAGUCAGAGGAGCUCAGGGAAGAUUUCACUCAUCCUGUAGCCCACACCAACGACAGACUACACACAGGUGAUUCAUCAUCUGUGCUCUGCUCACAGCCGAAGAGAGGAUCUCUUAGGAGGCAGGCUCGUAUCGAUCAACCCGCCCAAGAACAGCUUCAGGAUCCUUGGGUUCGCCUUUCAGACAGCUCCCCUGAAGAGCUGACUAAGAUCCACUACCAUCACCGCGCUGCAGGAAGAACACAGCCUAUCAACGUCUAUAGCAAGCCUACCACUAUGAGUGACAAAGAGAACAUGUCCAAACUCAAUGGCUCAGCCACUGAUGGGACUUCAGAUCCUCCGUCCAACUUGACACCUGAAAACACAUUGGAAUGUCCUUCAGGAGCAAAGUUGGGGCCCCCGGUGGCACCCAAGCCUGCCUGGUUUCGCAAGAGUCUGAGGAAAAUUUGGGAUGAGCAGGAUGAGAAGACGCAAGCGAAACCCGCAGAACAGAGGUCUGCUAUGGGAUUCAACAGAAGCUUCGGUGUUAGAUUUACCUCAUCUGCAGCCAACCUGUCAAUCAAACAAAAGAUACACUCAUUUGAGACUUUUUCCUGUCGAGAAGUUCCAGAAAAGGGGGGUAACAGAAAGCCUGUGGCCCCUUCCAACUCAAUUCCUCUGGAUACGGAGUCCAAGAGUCACCCUGCCUCACAUGGAGGUUAUGGGAAGGGAACACAUGAAAUCCUAGACCCAAACCAGUCUGCAUUUGUUAGGGACACAAAUAAAAUAGUUUCUGCUACACCCUCUCCCAUCACCUUAUCCUCUUCUAAAGAGUGUAGUCAAACACCAACCAAGUCUUUUGAUGAUGAACCUCUCUCUAUCCAAUCCCCCACAGAUCUCCCACUUUCUGAUACCUUUAGUACUGAUCUGGACUCAGGGACAAAUGAUUCUCAUUCUCAAGUCCAUGAUGACAGUAGUAUCUUUCCAACAAAGCAGGAGUCUGAGCUAGGAAGGGUGGAUCUUAACGGGACCACAGAGUGCAAGGUCCUACCCUCGACAACAUCUAUGAGAUCCAAUAAAGUUGAGGGGGAAAGUCCUUCAGAAGAGACAGAGGACGAUGGAGCACAGAGCCAAGGAAGGAGUGCUGUUCCACCCGCAGACAGGAACACUUUGGGAGGACUGGAGGGAGAGAGUUUAGGGAAAAUACUCGCCUUUAGUAACCAGGUUUCACAAGCGCUGAUGCGCUCAUUACCCACGCACCCCUGCCAUGAAAACCCUUGCUCCUCAAACCUGCAGGACUCCUCUGCUGUGGACUUUACGAACCCUCGGUGGUCUGAGCAUGCGCCGGACAGCCCCGACCGAGGAUUCUCUUUCAGCUUGGCCACACUGAGGGAGUGUACCAUUGAGCGAGGGGAGGGGGGGUGUCAUGACGAGGCAGCAGUCCCUUCUGCUGGUGCUCACUGUGUCAUCUCAGCCAUCCCCUCACAGGAAAUACAGAGGAUGAUCCAGGAAGUCAAUGGUCUGGACGAUGAGACGCUGAAGCAACUGUUGGACAUCCAUGUUGUGAUUCUACAUAAAGAGGAGGGAGCUGGUCUGGGCUUCAGCAUCGCUGGAGGGUCCGACCUGGAGUGCAAAGUUCCCACAGUCCACAGAGUGUUUCCCAGCGGCCUGGCAGCUCAGGAGGGCACCAUUGAGAAAGACGAUGAGGUGUUGUCUAUAAAUGGUCAAACACUGCGUGGAGUCACACACGCUGACGCCACCGCGGCUCUGCGUCAGGCCCGCUGUCUGAAGCAGGCUGUGGUGGUGGUCUGCAAGAGAGCAGACGAGGAAGGAAAAGAGGAAGGAAGCUGCAGGAGCGAUGAGUCCAACCAUGCAGUGGAGGAGCAGCUGAGUGUGGAGCUGGAGAAAGGAGCAGGAGGAGUUGGCUUUACUCUUGAGGGAGGGAAAGGCUCAAUCCACGGAGACAGCCCUUUAGUCAUCAACAGAAUCUUUAAAGGUGGAGCAGCAGAGCAGAGCGGUCUGCAGCAUGGAGACCAACUCCUCCAGGUCCAGGGAAUCAGUGUGCAGGACAUGACUCGCUUUGAGGCCUGGAACAUGAUCAAGGCCUUACCUGAAGGACCCGUCACCGUGGUCAUCAGGGGGAGGCAGGAAGGGGUAGAAUGACAGACACGGCUGCUGGGAGCUGCAAAUCACGAUGUCAGCGAAAUGAAAACCAAUAAUAGCACUUGAGGCACACAGAUGUUAGCCUUUUAUUUGAGACAGAGUGAUCCUAUUUUGACAAUGGUGGACAACUUCUGAAUACAUUUCUAAUAUAAUUAUAUUGCACAUUUAUGAUCAGGUAUGUAGUUUGUAAAUAGUCAAAUCAACCAAAUCCUUGUCUGGAAUACUGAGAACGAUCGGGGGGGGGGGGGGGGGCUUCACAAACCCAGGGUGGACUACGGCCAGGUCAAUUUAGCGGUUAGCAUAUCAGUAUCUAGUGUUAGCACUACGCUAGCUACUGAAGGUAUACCGAAUGUAUUGGAAUGAUUGUGACAGAGAAUAAAGAUCUACCUGGCUUUUA